This is a messenger RNA of Nezara viridula (southern green stink bug), 1295 nucleotides long. Lineage: Eukaryota; Metazoa; Arthropoda; Insecta; Hemiptera; Pentatomidae. The record is from the annotation of a GenBank genome assembly.
GUUUUGUUUUGACAGUUUUCAAUCUCUCUUUGGAGAUCGUUGAAGUUAAUUGAAAAUUAAAACUUAAGUAAUUUUAGUCAUGUCUGGUGAAGGUCUUCGGGAAAGAAUAAGAAAGGUUCCUGAAGAAAAUACACCUCGUGAAACUGAAGAUGAGAAUGAUGCAGACAUCAGAGAACCAAUAUUUGGACCAAUGCCAACAUUUCCCUACCAAAGAUUUUGGACUAGAAUGAUGUUGAUUUUUGGAACUCUGUUAGUUGUGUAUUUUACCUCUAACAAUGAAAAAGUUGUGAUUUUUGCAAAACAGAAUGAAAAGUUGAACCACCGAAGACAGGAAAUACCAUGUAACAAAUCAUAUUUAUAUGAACUGACUAAUUUACUAGGAGAAAAUGAAAAAGUUCGAUGUGGUCGCAUUGUGAUGGAUUCGAUUGUAAAUGUCCAAGAAGCCAAGAAACUUGCUGAAAUUGCAAGAAAAGGAUUAAGUCUUACUGGUGAACCGGCUGGUGGUGCAUCAAUUCUUGACUUACAUUCUGGAGCCCUAUCUGCUGGAAAGAACUUUGUAAAUUUAUACGCUCUCAAUGUUUCUGGACUUUACAGCAAUGAAGAUUUUGAUCUUUAUAAAACCGUGAGAAGGAAAGUUCAUGAGGCAUUGGCUUUUAGCUUUGAUUUACCAAGUGAAAAACUCUUUCUGACAAAGCCUACAUUUUUCUCUCGGCUAACAGCAAAACCUCCAGCAACUGUUCAUGAUGAAUAUUGGCAUUCACAUGUUGAUAAAGAAACAUAUGAAUCUUUUCAUUAUACUUCUCUGAUUUACUUAAACGAUUUUGGAAUCGAUUUUGAAGGAGGAAGGUUUGUUUUUGAUGAUCCUGAUAAUCACACUUCUAUUAUUGAACCAAAAACAGCUCGAGUAUUAAUGUUCAGUUCUGGGGGUGAAAAUAUUCAUCGUGUUGAAAAAGUGCUAUCUGGUCAGAGAUUCGCAAUUACCAUUUCCUUCACUUGUGACAAACGAAAGGCUAUCUCCGAUCCUUCAAUUACUAGAUUCGGGUCUUCUAAAUCAUUUUGAAAUUGUUGAACUUCAGUUUCAAUUUGAUUUUUAUUAGUAUCCAUUCUUCUUUCCAUGUUUUGUUUUGCCUAUUAUUAAACUGUCUUAUUACUACACUGCUUGAAGUUCAUAAGACACAUGCCAAUAUGGUUGAAUAAAAUCCAUAUUAAAAAUGAUACUUCAUUAAAGGAUGGAAAAAGUAUUUAUAGAUAAAAAUUUGAUUUAGUUGAAUAAAUGUAUUUAGCUAGUGAUUAGA